UCUGUUACGUCACAUUCCGAAUUCUGGCAUGGAUGUAUCGAGAUGUGUGGUUCUAGUGUUAUGGUUAAUGGUAAGUGUGGAAUGCUAUGUCCAGAAACGAGAAAGUGGUGAUGGUGACAAAAUUGCAGACGAGGAGGCUGCACGUGCAUGGCUUGACCAGUACAAUCAGGACGCUACGGACAUGUUUUAUAACAGUUCGGUCAUCUGGUGGAAUUAUGAAACAAAUAUAACGGACUACAACCAAAAUCUUACAUUGGAAACAUAUUUGGAAAGUUCAAACUUUAAUAAAAAGAAAUCCGAAGAAGCCAACCAUUUUGCCUGGAGGAACUUCACGGACGUGUCCUUACGUAGACAGUUCCGAUUCCUCACUAAAAGAGGAAUAGAUGGAAUCAAGGAUGAGAACUUAUUAAAAGAGAUUGUUGAGCUACAGUCCGACAUGGAGAAAAUUUACAGCACGGGAAAAGUCUGCUACAAAUCUUCAGAUAACUGCUUGACACUUGAACCUGAUUUAACACGCGUACUUGCCAAUUCUAGAGAUUAUUUGGAGUUGCUGCAGGCAUGGAAAGGUUGGAGGGAUGCUACUGGGAGGAAAAUGAAGGAUGGAUUUGAACAGUUUGUCAACCUCAGCAACCAUGCUAUUAGAUCACUAGGAGACUUCGAUAAUUAUGCAGAUUAUUGGUUGUCGUGGUAUGACUCUGCAACCUUCGAGGAGGAAGUUAUCGCUAUUAUGGAGCAACUGAAACCUCUUUAUAUGGAACUACAUACAUAUGUCAGAGAAAAACUCCAGGAUAUAUACCCGGACCACAAGUUCCCGGCCACUGGGCACAUACCGGCCCAUUUACUCGGUAACAUGUGGGCACAGAGUUGGGAUAAUCUGUAUGACAUCAUGCAACCAUUCAAGAACAAAACUGGUAUUGAUGUGACUCGAGCAAUGGUUUCACAGAAUUACACAGUCGACAAAAUGUUUAAAGACAGUGAAGAAUUCUUCAUUUCACUGGGAUUUCCAAAAUUACGAAAGAGCUUUUGGGAGAAUUCUAUGUUGGAGCGCCCAAAUGAUCGAGAAGUCAGUUGUCAUGGUUCUGCGUGGGACUUCUAUAAGUAUUAUGACUACAGGAUAAAGAUGUGUACGGACAUUACCCAGGACGAUCUGUAUACAGUACACCACGAGAUGGGUCACACCUACUACCAGAUGGCCUACGAGAAUCAGUCCGUUCCAUUUCGGGAUGGAGCUAAUCCAGCGUUCCACGAGGCUAUUGGGGACACCAUUGCACUAUCUGUUGUCACGCCUGACCAUCUACAUAAGAUUGGACUUCUGGACACUGUAGAAAAUGACCUAGAAAGUGAUAUCAACUUCUUAAUGAAUGUGGCAUUAGACAAAAUAGCCUUCCUUCCCUUCGCUUUCGCCCUUGAUAGCUGGAGGUGGGACGUCUUCAGGGGGAAAACGCCUCCUCAACAGUACAACUCUAAGUGGUGGGAAUUACGGUGUAAAUAUCAAGGUAUAUCUCCACCUGUAGAGAGGUCAGAGGAAGACUUUGACCCCGGGGCGAAAUACCAUGUACCUUUCCAGGUAUCGUACAUCAGGUAUUUUGCUGCAUUUAUCCUGCAGUUUCAGUUCCAGAAGGCACUAUGCGACGUCGCGGGACACCAAGGUCCACUAUAUCGUUGUGAUAUAUAUAACUCCACUACUGCCGGUGACAAACUGAGAGAGAUGCUUAGUCUUGGCUCAUCCAAAACAUGGCCAGACGCAUUGGAAUCGAUGACAGGACAGAGAAAUAUGGAUGCAAGUGCCUUCAUAGAAUAUUUCCAGCCCUUAACAGAUUGGCUGAAAAUUCAAAACAAAGGCAAACGGGUUGGAUGGACAGAUUCAGCAUGUCCUUCGCCGACUUCAGGCUUGAUUGACAACGAGGAAGCGGGAUGGGAGUGGAUAGAACAGAAUGAUAAUAGGUUUAUCACUGUACACACCGAGAUGGCAGUUGCUGAAUGGCAGUAUGCUACCAAUAUCACCGACCAUAACAGUAAACUAAAGGUGGAAAGCAAUGUAAAAUUUGCGGAAUAUCAACGCGAGGCCGUUUUGAAUGCAAGUGUGUUUGAUUGGACAAACUUUCAAAAUGAGACACUACGGCGUUUAUUUAAGUACAUAAACUCCACCAUCGGCAUCAACUCCCUGGAGGACAAAGGCAAACUUGAAAAGUACAAUUCAGUAAUCUCUGAAAUGGAGGCUAUCACCAGCAAGGCCAAUGUGUGUCUGUCAGAUGGACUAUGCCAUCAGCUGACCCCAGGUCUGACGGAAGUGUUUGCCGAGUCCCGUAAUUACAGCUUGUUGGCGGAAGCCUGGGAGAAAUGGCGGGAUGUUACUGGUUGUAAAAUGAAAGCUCUGUAUGAGGAAAUGGUUAACAUUAGUAACGAGGCAUUUGCACAACUAGGAUAUGAAGACACCGGAGCAUAUUGGAGAUCAUGGUAUGAAUCUCCAACAUUUCAAGACCAAUUGAAGAGCCUCAUAACUAAAUUAGAGCCAUUAUACAAAAAUCUCCACGCUUAUAUCCGGAGAAAGUUACGACAGUUUUAUGGAGAGGAACACUUUCCUGCAUCUGGACAUAUUCCUGCUCACCUACUUGGAAAUAUGUGGGGACAGCAGUGGAAUAACAUAUACGACCUUGUGGAACCUUUCAAGGACAAACAAAGUAUAGACAUCACUCCUAAACUAAAAGAACUGAAACUAAAUGCAUUCAACCUAUUCAAAGUCGCGGAGGAAUUCUUUACAUCCCUUGGCCUCAUGGAGAUGCCCCAAUCAUUCUGGAAUGACUCCAUGUUUGUUAAGCCGGACGAUCGUGAUGUUAUAUGUCAUGCAUCUGCCUGGGAUUUCCAUAACGGCAAAGAUUUCAGAAUCAAGAUGUGUACGAAGGUUGACACUGAGGAUCUAAUGACCAUACACCACGAGAUGGGACACAUCCAGUACUUUCUUCAGUACAAGGAUCGCCCGAUACCAUUCCGAAAAGGAGCUAACAACGGUUUUCACGAGGCUGUUGGUGACGUUAUGGAACUCUCCGUCUCAACACCAGAGCAUCUUCACAAAAUCGGUUUCCUUGACAACCUUGUACACGAUACAGAGAGCGAUAUAAACUUCCUGAUGUCCAUGGCACUGAAAAAGAUUGCAUUCCUGCCAUUCGGAUAUCUGGUUGACCUAUGGCGGUGGAGUGUGUUUAGUGGAGAGACCACUCCAGAAAACUAUAACGAAAAGUGGUGGCAGCUGAGGUGUAGACUACAGGGAAUGUCACCACCUAUCUCAAGGACUGCAGAUGAUUUUGAUCCCGGUGCAAAGUAUCAUAUCGCGUCCAACGAUGCCUACAUCAGGUACUUUGUUAGUUUCGUGCUACAGUUUCAAUUUCAUAAGGCUUUGUGUAUUGCUGCUGGGAAAACUGGGCCUUUACAUCACUGUGAUAUUUACCAGUCUAGAGAGGCAGGUAAACUCUUACGAGAUAUGCUAGAACUUGGUGCCUCGCAACCAUGGCAAGAUGCACUGGAAAAAAUCACAGGACAGCGUGAAAUUGAUGCGGAACCACUAAUGGAAUAUUUCAAGCCUCUCACUGAUUGGCUGAUUGAACAGAAUCAAAACGAUACUGUCGGUUGGUUGAAAGAAUGUCCACAGGAAAAACCUGAUCUUAUCGACGAUGUCGAGGCAGCCAAAGAAUGGCUUUUGGAUUUUGACGAAGAAAUGCAGAAAAUGGAUUGGUAUUACGUGUCUGCACUCUGGAAAUUACAGUACCAACAUGACGGACUACAACCAGCAGAGACAGUCAAUGGACUCAUAAUCACCCUUACAGAGGCAAGCCUUGUAGCAUCAGAUUUCAGUAGAAGGGCAGCUAUCAAUGGGUCCAGGUUUAACUGGAAACAUUUCUCUGACCCGGUGAUAAAGAAACAGUUUUCCUUGAUUGUUGACCAAGGUACCUCUCUAAAGGAUGCGGUGAAGACCGAAGAGCGCAGCAACGUGAUGGCUAAUCUUCAAUCAACAUACUCAAAAGCUAAAGCGUGCCUUACAAAAGACAGGUGUUUGACAAUGGAACCAGACCUAAAGAUACUGAUGUCAACAUCACGGAAUCAAACGGAACUUCUACAAGCUUGGAGAUCAUGGAGAGAUGCCACAGGUCGCAAGAUGAAGAAACAGUAUGCCAGAUUUGUAGAGCUGAGUAAUGAAGGAGCAAGGCAAAACGGUUACAGUGAUACCGGUGAAUACUGGCGUUCCUGGUAUGAAACACCCAGUCUACGUGACGACUUGGUUAAAUUAUUGGACCAGCUACAAGUUUUAUACCUUCAGCUCCAUACGUACGUCAAAGGGAGACUGAAGGAGUUUUAUGGUUCUGAAAAUUUUCCACGAUCUGGCCACAUUCCCUCCCAUCUCCUAGGAAACAUGUGGGCACAAAAUUGGAUGAACAUCUACGACAUAGUACAACCAUUUAAAGACAAAGCGGUCCCAGAUGUAACUAAAACAAUGAAAGAAAAGAACAUCACCGUAAUUCAAAUGUUCAAACUCUCCGAGGAGUUUUUUGUGUCACUUAAUCUAUCUGCUAUGCCAUCGUCAUUUUGGGAAAACUCCAUGUUAGAACGGCCGCCUGAUGGUAGAGAUGUGGUCUGUCAUGCAUCUGCCUGGGAUUUCGGGAACGGCAAGGACUUCAGGAUUAAAAUGUGCACAAAUGUAUCAGUCGAUACGUUCCAAGUUAUUCACCAUGAAAUGGGUCACAUUCAGUAUUAUCUGCAAUACAAGGACCAGCCAUCGGUCUUUAGAAGAGGAGCUAAUCCAGGUUUCCAUGAGGCAGUUGGAGAUGUCGUAGCCAUGUCUGUUUUAACACCUGUUCAUCUGCACAAACUUGGUCUUCUGGAAACGGUCGAAAACGAUUUCGAAAGCGAUAUAAACUUCCUGAUGUCAAUGGCUUUGGAAAAAAUAGCAUUUCUCCCAUUUGGAUAUCUGAUUGACCAAUGGCGGUGGAGUGUGUUUAGUGGGGAGACAACUCCAGACGAAUAUAAUGAAAAAUGGUGGCAGCUGAGGUGUAAGUACCAAGGUGUCUCACCUCCUAUUGAGCGAAGUGAAGAGGACUUUGACCCUGGAUCUAAGUACCAUGUCCCUGGCAACACUCCCUAUAUUAGGUACUUCAUAAGUCAUGUGAUCGAGUUCCAGUUCCACAAGGCCCUGUGUGACGCAGCCGGACACACGGGUCCUCUACACAAGUGUGACAUAUAUCAGUCAAAGGAGGCUGGCAAGUUACUGGGCGACAUGCUAAAACUAGGAUCAUCCGAGCCAUGGCAGGUUGCCAUGGAAGCUAUUACAGGUCAAAGGUCAAUGAGUGUGGAGCCAAUCAUAGAUUACUUCCAGCCCCUUAUUGAUUGGUUGAGUGUGCAGAAUGAAGGUAAACAAUUUGGAUGGAUGGAAAAAUGUCAACAGCCUCGCUCAAACCUCAUUAAAGAUGAAGAACUGGCAAAAUUAUGGUUGGCAGAUUACAACAAACAAGCUGAACCUAGACAUCAACGGGUAUCGGAACUUGAAUGGAACUUUUUACACCAAAUUGGCUCUUCGCCUGUAAAACUCGACAUGGAGGAAGCGCAGGAGGACUUAGCGGAGUUUAAUAAUGAAGUCUGGUUGAAUGCUUCUCGAUUUGAUUGGGAGAAUUUUGUAGAUAAGGACCUGCAGCACGAGUUCAGAUAUGUACGUCAGGAUGUUGAUACAGACGUUUUAACAGAUCCAAAGAAGCGCGGAAAGCUGAGAACCCUGAUCAACGACUUUAAGGAAAUGGAAAUAGACGAUGAUUUGAAGAAUUCUCUGGCCACAUACAGAAACUACAGUCACCUCAAAAAUCUAUGGCAUUCAGGACAGCGAGUAGAGAGUGGUAUUCUCAAGGACAAAUACGCAGAAAUUGUCGGGUUGAGAAAUGAAGCAGCAAACGAACUAGGUUUCAUAGAUACAGGUGAGGUCUGGAGAAGUCGUUACGAAGGCAUGGCAUCCAAACAGGACUUGGAAGGAUUAUGGGAACAAGUAAAGCCAUUGUACCAAGAACUGCAUUGUUAUGUCAGAAAGCGAUUAAGGACACUUUAUGGUACAGAACGCUUCCCGGUGUCGGGACAGAUACCAUCACAUAUCUUAGGGAACCUCAUGGGAGAUAACUGGGAGAACAUUUACGACGUACUAGUGCCUUUUAAAGACAAAGCUGAUGUCAGCAUAACUCCAGUUCUUAACGCAAGGAAUUACACAACGGAAAUGAUGUUUCGCAAAGCUGACGAGUUCUUUCGCUCUAUCGGGCUACCAAAUCUUCCAGCCUCUUUUUGGGAAAGGUCGAUGUUCAAGUUUCCGUCCAAAAAUUGUAAUGUUAGUCCUAAGUUUGUAAAUCUGGGAUCAAAUGACAUCAGACUGCACAUAUGCACUGAUAUCGACCAGGACAGCUUUGUGUCUAUUCACAAGGAGCUGGCACGUAUCCAAUACUCCUGGGCCUAUCAAAGGCAGCCAUUCAACAUGCAGACACCAGCUAACCCAGGCUUUGAAGAGGCUGUCGCAGGCCUUGUAGGGUUGUCUGUUUCUACGUCAAAACAUUUCAACGACAUUGGCCUUCUGGAAAAAGCAGCAGAUGACACAGAGGAAACGUUUAAUUUCUUAAUGAAAAAUGGUCUUCAAACCAUACCAUCGCUUCCUUUUGGACACCUGAUUGGCUUAUGGCAAGCGAGCGCGUUUAGCGGUGAGACAUAUCCAGAAAAAUACAACGAGCAUUGGUGGAAACUCAGGAAUAAAUAUCAAGGAUUAUCUCUCCCUGAAGAUGAAAUUCGUGAUGAGGUUUUCUAUCCAGGGACUGGUGAUCAUGGCAGCGUUCCCAUGCCAUACAUCAGGUACUUUGUGGGAACAUUGCUAGCAUUCCAGUUGCAUGAAGGCCUUUGUAUUGCGGCGGGAAAUGAUGGGCCUUUACACAAAUGUGACAUUUACCAAUCUCGACAGGCAGGAGCUCUACUGACGCAGAUGUUAGAAUCAGGACGCUCAAUAAAUUGGCAAGACAUUCUUGAACAAAUGACAGGUCAGCGAAGAAUUGCUGCUACUUCAUUCCUCAAAUAUUUCAAGCCACUAUAUGACUGGCUUAAAGAACAAAACAAGGGCGAAUCAACUGGCUGGAAUGACGAUUAUUCUCCACUUACAAUUGAAGAAAGGGCUAAUGAAUUGGUGAACUCGUUCAAUAAGGAGGCGGUAGAUGUUUAUAGAAAUGAAACCCUUGCUCGGUGGAAUUACGAAGUUAAUAUCAAUGCUGACACAGAAGAGAGUAUGAUAACGUCUAUGAUGAAUGCGGCUGAUUUUGCGAAAAAUUCAGCUGAAGAGGUAUCCACCAUACCCUGGAAAAAACUCAAGGAUCGUGAUACAAGACGACAGCUAAAGGCAAUUACAGAUAUUGGAGCAAAUGCAAUGGCAAACAGAGCGAAGCUAAAACGGCUGUAUAAUGUCCAGUCAAGAAUACAGAGUAUGCACAGAAAGGCGAAGGUCUGUCUAAGUCCAAACAGAUGUCUAACAAUAAUGCCAGGAUUGACUGGAGUUAUGGCAACUUCGAGAAACCAAACAGUGUUACUGAAUGCAUGGAAGGGGUGGAGAGAGGCAACACGCAACACCAAGCCAUAUUAUAAUGAGUUUGUCGACCUGUCUAAUGAGGCCAGCAGAGAUAUAGGGUACUCACACACUGGGGAAUACUUGAGGGCGAAGUAUGAAUUGCCUCAAAUUGAAUCUGACCUUGAGGGUUUCCUGAAAUAUUUAAAUCCCUUUUACGAGAAUCUCCACGCUUACGUAAGGAAACGGUUGGGAAACGUGUAUGGCAUCGGAAAUUUCCCUUCCACUGGUCACAUACCUGCUCAUCUCCUAGGUGAUGUGUGGGGGCAAUCAUGGGGAAACAUCUACGACCUUGUAGUACCAUAUAAUGGAAGUCAAAGUACAGCGAUCACACCGGAACUAAAGCGUCAGAAAUACACUGUUAAGAAGUUGUUCAAAACUGCUGAAGAUUUUUUCGUCUCCCUGGGAUUAUCACCGUUGCCAGUGUCAUUCUGGAACAACUCUAUGUUCGAAAAGCCAGUUGGACGAGAUGUUGAGUGUCAGACAUCCGCUUGGGACAUGUUCAAUCAAAGUGAUGUCAGAAUCAAGAUGUGUGGUACUGUCGACAUGGAAAACCUGUUAACAAUUCAUCAAGAGGUUGGAAACAUGCAAUAUUUCAUGCAGGAUCGUAACCAGCCAGUCAUAUUCAGGCGAGGAGCAAUCCCAGGUUUCCUUGAAGCAGUAGGUGGUGUCGUCACAUUAUCUGUUUCCACGUCAUCACAUCUCGGAGAAAUCGGGCUUUUGAAUACUAGUAGUCGUCGGGAUGAUUUAAAAGCAGACAUCAAUUUUUUGAUGAAGAUGGCCCUGGAUAGGAUUGCAUUUCUGCCUUUUAGCUAUUUUAUCAACCAGUGGUGGUGGAGCGUCUUUAAAGGGGAGACGACCCCUGAAUAUUAUAACGAGAAAUGGUGGCAAUUAAGAUGUAAAUAUCAGGGUGUGUUUCCGCCUGUGGAGAGAACAGAGAAGAACUUCGACCCCGGGGCUAUAUAUCAGAGCCCAGCCAGUAAUGAAAUUACCAGAUAUUUUGUCAGUUCCGUAGUCCAGUUCCAGUUCCACAAGGCCCUGUGUGACGCAGCCGGACACACAGGUCCCCUACACAAGUGUGACAUAUACCACUCUAAGGAGGCUGGAAAAUUACUUAGUGACAUGUUAAAGCUUGGAUCAUCUGUUCCCUGGCCAGAAGCACUGAAGGUUUUGACAGGUCAAAAUAAUAUGGAUGUCGGGCCGUUACUUGAAUAUUUCGAGCCUCUGAUUGACUGGUUACAGAAAGAAAACUACCGAGAACGUCCAGGAUGGUCGGAUGCCUGUCCCACUGAAAAGGGAAGGUCAUUGGAAGUGCCUUCUUCCGACAGUUCAGGGACAUCUCGUAAAAACAUCUCUUUUGUUUUCCUUUUGCAUGUUGCAAUUUUAUGUCAACUUUUAUUAGUAAUUGACAAGCAUUCGGCCUGUUCCAUGGACAUGCAUAUUGUAGUGUAUGCAACUUGCCCACUGCUAUUUAUAUCCUGCAUAUAUCGCUGCAUAGUUAUGUUCACUGUGCAGCAUCAUAAAAUGACAGACACAGUCAACAUGAUUUGGAUGUAUUUCGCUACGCUGUUGUUUGUUAGAUAUUGUUCAGCAAGUCUUAUAGAUUCCGAGCCUGAAGGAAGACAGUUCAUGUCAAACUUUGGUACCGAGGCAUCUUCAGAAUUAAGUGCAAAAGUAUCUGCAAAGUGGAAGUAUGUCACGAAUGUUACCAACAUAAAUGGACGUGCUUCGUCAGAUGUCUCUAAGGAAUACCUCGAAUUUCAAAACACUAAAAAAGAAGAAGCAGAAAAGUACAACUGGAAAUCGUUUACAGAUGGAGCACUUCGACGCCAGUUUAAAAUAUUGGAAUGGAUCCCAAAGCGUGAUACUACCAGCAUACAGCGAGAGGUUGUGCUGACAGUGGCACAGAUGAUGAGAAUCUACCACUCAGCAAACAUGUGUCAGGGUUCUGGUAAAUGUAUACAAUAUAGCCCAUUGAUGGAUGGACAUGAGCAGGUCGAUCGAGACGAAGGAAACUUACUGAAAUUGUGGAAAGAGUGGAGAGAGGUCACUGGACGGUUAUUGCGGCCUAAGUAUAUUGAAUAUGUCGACUUUAUGAACCGAUUCUCAAAAUUUAAUGGGUACAGUGACGGGGCUGAGUACUGGAACCGUAAAUACGAGUCGACAACGUUUGAGAAUGAUAUGCAUAAGAUCUUACUACAACUACAGCCAUUGUAUAAACAACUACAUACCUUCAUUCGACGAAAACUCAUUGCUCGCUAUGGCGGAAACUCAUUCCAAUCAAGUGGCCAAAUUCCCGCUCAUCUCGUUGGAAAUUUGUGGGGCGGCAACUGGGAUAAUAUGUAUGACCUUGUGAAGCCAUAUCCCAAGGCCAACAUUAUCAACGUCACACAAGUGCUAAGGCAACGGGGUUACACAGUAAAUGAUUUGGUUGAAAUGGCCCAGACAUUUUAUACAUCACUUGGUUUUGAACAAAUGACGACGGACUUUUGGGCCGAAUCGAUAUUUACCAAGCCAAAGGACCGAGAAAUGGAAUGUGAACCAGUCGCGUUUGAUUUCUCUAAUAAACAAGACUUUCGGAUUAAGAUGUGUGGAGUUGUGACAGAGGAAGAUGUGCUCACCAUACAUAUUCAGAUGGGUCAUACUGUAUAUCAGAUGAGCUACAAAAAUCAGCCCUUUCUUUUUAGGGCAGGAGCAAAUCCAGCUUUUGUUGAUGCGGCGGCGGGACUCUCCAAAUUAUCGUUUCUUACGCAAGAGCAUUUUAAAUCCCUUGGAUUUAUUCCUCACAUUUCGAAUGAUAACGAACUUGAUAUAAAUGACAUGAUGAGGCUUGCUUUAGAGCACGUGGCACCCCUUCCUUUUUACUACAUUGUUGAUAAGUGGCGGUGGGAUGUGUUCCAAGGUAGAACUCCUAGCAACACCUUCAACCGCGAUUGGUGGAAACUACGAUGUCAGUAUCAGGGCGUUUCGCCCCCAGUGAAGAGGACAGAAGAGGACCUUGACAUCGCUUCUGCUUACCAAAUUGCUGGUAACAAGCCUUAUAUCAAAAAUUUCGUCAGCACUAUUUUGAAAUUCCAAUGGCAAAAAGCUUUGUGCGGCAUGGGACAACAACAAGAUAAACCACUACACAAAUGUGAUAUAACAGGACUCACGCAGUCCGGAAGAAAACUGAAAGAGAUGUUGGAACUCGGAGCAUCUCGUCCCUGGCCAGAAGCUAUGCAAGUGUUGACGGGGACACAGACGAUGAGUGCAACUCCAUUACUUGAAUAUUUCCAACCUUUAAUGGAAUGGCUGACCAAUCAAAAUAGUGGACACAAAGUAGGUUGGGAUAUUGAAUGUCCAAAGUUUGAAACGGCGGGGAACACACCAGAUUCUGCAUCCGAAAUAACCCCAGCACCAUUGUGUAGUGUUUUGACAGUAGCCUUUAUCCUGAUCCACGCCAUGGGAUAGAGGAAUAUGUUUACCAGGGGAUAGACAUUUUGCAUUUGAUCUAUUGAUAUUAAUUCUAUAUAGUAAAAGUAUAUCACUUCAUUGUGUGCUUUCAUAUUUGAAAAAUAUGUAUUGUAUGGCUUUUUUUUUAUAUUUUACUUUCAUGAAAACAUGUAUCCAAUAAUGUGUUUCCAUAUAUUCCAUGAUAUAGUGGGGAGUAGAGUUAGUGCUAACACUGCGGACAACAAUACAAUGUGUCUAUAUUUGGCAUAAUCAUCUCAACAAUGAUAUGUACACUACGAAAAGUGUGCCCAUAUUUUACGAAGUGAUGAUAACGUUCGGAUAGUUUCCUAUACUAUGUUGUUUAGGGAUAAUUCCUAUAUAUACUCACAUAUCUUAGGUCUUUUCCUUUUAUUAACUUAUUUAUCCUCAGUCGUGUUCUUAUAUUAAUUACUUAUCUAUAGUCGUUUUCUCAUCUUUAUAUUUACACAUUUAUCCUUAGUCGUUUUCUUAUAUCAAACACUUAUCUUUAGUCGUUUUCUUAUAUAAACUCACUUACCCUUAGUCGUUUUCUUAUAUAAACUCACUUACCCUUAGUCGUUUUCUUAUAUAAACUCACUUACCCUUAGUCGUUUUCUUAUAUCAAACACUUGUCUAUAGUUGUUUUCUUUUAUAAACUCACUUAUCUUAAGUCGUUUCCUUAUACACACUCACUUAUCCUUAGUCUUAAACUUUUCGUCAAAUUAACAUACUGUUUCUGAUUUCUGAUAUUAGCAUGUUUAUUAUGGGUUGAGGCUUGAUAGUAACCUCAUUACCCCGAUAUGUCAUCUAUUUUAACAUAUAUUUGUUGGGAUAUGUUUCCAUAGUUCCCUUUGACUAUAUGAUAACCAUUAUUAUUUACCUUUCUUGUACGUCACUCUGAAUCAACUCCAACGUAAUGCUAACGUUUCUAUAUUAACCUUACUUCCCUGUAGUCGUUCUAUCCAUGUAUUAACUUACCUAACAAUAUUCGUCCCUGUAUAAUUUCUUUUCUCAAUAAGCUAACCCAAACCAAAAGCUCAAACCUCAUACCACAACCCUCAACUCCCAUUUGGGAAAGCACCACCUCUUUGAUUGUGUUGUAGCGGAUUUAUAUUGCUUUAUGCAGUACUGGGUUUGAAGUGAAGGCCUAGCUCUGUGUUUUUAUGUUGGUUUUUUUGUGUUACGCGUGAUAUCAUGUCUGAUUUUAUAUAUAUACUAUAAUUCAUUUUUGCCUUACAUUCCUUCUGAUUUGCCAUAAUUUGUGUGUGUAUUAUAAUGUAUAGUUAAUAUUUUGCAAGAACUUGUGUGUACUGUAACGUAUUGCUUAUAGUUUGCCAGAACUCAUGUGUACAUUUAUAGAUUUAAGGCUUAGUGCUAACUAUGUAUAUAUUGCAAUGCGUCAGUAAGAGAGGUUGUUAUGUGAACAUUAUGAUACUUUAUCCUGACGUUUCUAUACAUUUUGUUAUUCAGUGUACACCUCGUACGUAUCGGUUUGAGUAUCAUUCAAUCGAAUGCGACGAGAUGUAUGUGUUUAACGAAUCGAGUCUAUUAUCAUCUCGGACACCACAUAAAUCGGUGCUAGUACGCUUCACAUUGGUCAUUAGUCUAAUGAAGGUGACAGAUACCAACCUGAAGAAAAUGUUCCAAUUUUUAAUCCAUGAUUGCAAGUUUGUAUUUUCAAUGUAUUCAUACUAUGAUGAAUGUUAUGUACGACUGUUUGUUAUUUAAGAACAUUAAUGAAUGUUCAUUGUCAACAAGUAGGGUUUUACAAUUAUAGACAUUUUAUAAUUCUGUAAACAAAUGCAUAAUUGUAAUAAUGACAAAAUUAGAAUGUCCUCUUUCAUAUUAUAAAUAUAUAUGUAAUAGACAACAUAGAGUAGAGUAAAUGAGAACCCGAAGAAUUAAGGUAUAACCCAAUUGUUUCCCGCUGAAUCAAUCAUAGCCCAUUAUUUUCGUAUAAGUAUGUUUUUUUUGUUUUGUUUUUUUUGACGGAUUACCGUUCCAUAAGUUUAUAUAUGUUUAGAUAUAUCGCAUUCGUGAACAGUCUUAAUGUCUAUAUUACUUUAUUGUAAAAUUUCAAUGUAUUCAACGAAUGUGACGGUAAAUAUGCCUAGAUCAUACAUAUAAAGAUACGCCUUGUACAAACAUUACAAUAUACAUAGGUAAAGUGCUAUAUGCUUCAUAGCUUAUACAUUCAUCAAAUAGGCAUUACAUAUUCAUAUACAUUUGUAUAUAGUAAAAGGGAAAUAUGAAGCUGGUCUGGUAUGUCAAUGUGAGUGAGUUGACGAAAAGUUUCCGCGGGCAAAUUCAUAAUUGAUGUCUCAUUGUACAAUGUGAAAUUAAAGACCGACUCAUUCCAAGUUCUGGACAAAGUGGACACCGACGAUGAUACAGUAAAUCUUAGAAUCUCUUAAACGGUCGUCGUUGAACUUUGACUUAAGCUAUCUAAUUGGUAUUGGUGUAAUCGUCUAUUUGAUUAGACGAAGGUAACAAUGAAUGACGGAAGUUUGGAUGAAUUCCCCACAAUAGGAUGAAUUUGGCUCCCACAAGCUAUAUGUGUGCCUACAUAAUGUAAAUAUACACACUUACUUAGUUUCUAAAUUACCUAUCAAAUGACACGAAUUGGAUCUUUCCUCCUUUGUCUCUAAGAAGAGUGAGUAUCUUAAUAAUAAUUGUUUUAAAACUUUUGAAACUUUUGUGUGUUGGAAUGCGGUUACAUUGACUGCUUGCAUUAAAAUUAUUAUUUCAUUGUC
Molecule: messenger RNA, 13824 nt
Organism: Pecten maximus
Lineage: Eukaryota; Metazoa; Mollusca; Bivalvia; Pectinida; Pectinidae
Exons: 75
Coding region: 29-11071 (3680 amino acids)
Biological process (GO): proteolysis
Cellular component (GO): plasma membrane
Molecular function (GO): peptidyl-dipeptidase activity; metallopeptidase activity
Source: RefSeq, a predicted model, not a curated record